AAGCGGAAGUGUGGGAGGGUCUGCGGGGCGUGCUCGGGGAGGUCCCCGGGGAGGAUGGGGCAGUGAGCGGGCUUGGGCGGCUGCCGGCAGCGCCAUGGAGACGGUGCAGCUGAGGAACCCGCCGCGCCGGCAGCUGAAAAAGUUGGAUGAAGACAGUUUAACUAAACAACCAGAAGAAGUGUUUGAUGUCUUAGAGAAACUUGGAGAAGGGUCCUAUGGCAGCGUGUACAAAGCUAAUCAUAAAGAGACUGGCCAGAUUGUUGCUAUUAAGCAAGUUCCUGUGGAAUCUGACCUGCAGGAGAUAAUCAAAGAAAUCUCUAUAAUGCAGCAAUGUGACAGCCCUCACGUAGUCAAAUAUUAUGGCAGUUAUUUUAAGAACACAGACUUGUGGAUUGUUAUGGAGUACUGUGGGGCUGGUUCUGUGUCUGAUAUCAUUCGAUUACGAAAUAAAACGUUAACAGAAGAUGAAAUAGCUACAAUAUUACAAUCAACACUUAAAGGACUGGAAUACCUUCAUUUUAUGAGAAAAAUACACCGAGAUAUCAAGGCAGGAAAUAUUUUGCUAAAUACAGAAGGACAUGCAAAACUUGCAGAUUUUGGGGUAGCAGGUCAACUUACAGAUACUAUGGCCAAGCGAAAUACAGUGAUAGGAACACCAUUUUGGAUGGCUCCAGAAGUGAUUCAGGAAAUUGGGUACAACUGUGUGGCAGACAUCUGGUCAUUGGGAAUAACUGCCAUAGAAAUGGCUGAAGGGAAGCCCCCGUAUGCAGAUAUCCAUCCAAUGAGGGCAAUCUUCAUGAUUCCUACAAACCCUCCUCCCACAUUCCGAAGGCCAGAACUGUGGUCAAAUAACUUCAUGGAUUUUGUGAAGCAGUGUCUUGUAAAGAGCCCUCAGCAGAGAGCCACGGCCACUCAACUCCUACAGCACCCAUUUGUCAAGAGUGCCAAAGGAGUGUCAAUACUGCGGGACUUAAUUAAUGAAGCCAUGGAUGUGAAACUGAAACGCCAGGAAUCCCAGCAACGGGAGGUGGAUCAGGACGAUGAAGAAAACUCAGAGGAGGAUGAAAUGGAUUCUGGCACGAUGGUUCGAGCAGCAGGUGAUGAGAUGGGCACUGUCCGAGUAGCCAGCACCAUGAGUGAUGGAGCCAAUACUAUGAUUGAGCACGAUGACACAUUGCCGUCACAGCUGGGCACCAUGGUGAUCAAUGCGGAGGACGAGGAAGAGGAAGGGACUAUGAAAAGAAGAGAUGAGACCAUGCAGUCUGCAAAACCAUCUUUCCUUGAAUACUUUGAACAAAAAGAAAAGGAAAAUCAGAUCAACAGCUUUGGCAAGAGCGUACCUGGCCCACUGAAGAACUCUUCUGAUUGGAAAGUACCACAGGAUGGAGACUAUGAGUUUCUGAAGAGUUGGACAGUGGAGGACCUUCAGAAGAGGCUCUUGGCCCUCGACCCCAUGAUGGAACGGGAGAUUGAAGAGAUCCGGCAGAAGUACCAGUCGAAGCGGCAGCCAAUCCUGGAUGCCAUUGAGGCUAAGAAGCGGCGGCAACAAAACUUCUGAGCACAGCCGGGCCAGGAGGCUCCCGCCUCCACACGGGCCUGCGGUGAACUCUGGAUUGCUCGCCACCCACAUUUGUUAGCUGCACUUCUGCUUCACCAUUUCUCCACAGCACCUUUGUGAACUCAGGAAUGUGCGCCAGUGGGAAGGGCCGCCUUGACAGUCAGCGUGCCAUCUUGAUGUGUGUAUUUAAAUUGGUCAGGUAUAUCAUUUCAAAGGACUUAUACUGGCGCUUUUAAACUCAGAGUUUUAAACCCCAAGAACAGAGACUCCUAGUUGAGUGAUAGCUGGGAAAGUUUUACAUAAUGUCUUUUGUUUUUCUUCCCCCAAUAGCUUGCAAUUGUUCUUUCUGGAAGACUUUUAAAAAAUAUAUAAAUAUGCAUAUAUAUAUAAAUUAUAACUAGAUUCCCCACUCAGUGUGGUGGCAUCUUUGUACAGGUACAGUUUUAAACAGUUUGCCUCUUUUCUGUAAGAUUAUGGUACUGUGGAACAUGAGGGCAGCGGACACCGGGAGGCUGUUGGGGUCACUCGACCCCCAGGAGCCAGCCUCCCCCUUUUGCAGGGAUGCAUUGAAAAAUCAGGUUUGGGCCAGUUCUUUCACCAUAGUUUCAGCCCUUUGGGUCGUCCCUGGCCCAUGGAGCUGUGGGUGAUGCCCAAGGGAAAGCCCUGGGGGUUACGUUCACUGUUUUAGUCCCCAGAGAAGCUGGCACCCUCUUUGCACUUUGCGAAUUGGCUGUUGUGGUUUCAACGCCUUUCAUCCAUCUCCACUCUCCCAACUGCCCAGAGUCACAGCACAGAUACUGCCCAGUGCCUUAAGAGGAGAUUCGAUCCAGUGAGGGGACAGGCCUGCCAGGCACUCCCAGGAAACAUGGGGCUGUGUUCAGUCCGCAGAAGGGAAAGUUUCGAAAUUCUCAUUGUUUAUGUGAAGAUCACAUACGUGGCAUUUUGUUCCACGUUCCUUACAGACAGGGUUAGAGGGCAUUGCUUUUGUGAUCCACAUUCAAAUAUGUGACUGUUUUCUUUUUUAUUUUACUGCUAAGGGGUCUGGAAAGGAUACAUGAAUAGCAGACUAAGAUUUGUUCUCCAAGAGGCUCAACCCAGACAUUUAGAAUGCCAGAGCUGGAAGGGACCAUAGACAUCAUCUGGCCUGCCUGAGGCUCCGAGAGGGGAAGUGACAUGGCCAAAAGCACAAAGCAAGUUAAAAUAAGAGCUGGGACUAGACCUCGAGGCUUCUUACUCCUGGGCCAUUGAAUCGUGCAGCCCCUUCUCUGAGAGAAGAAACUAGAAGCCCCUUCUCUGAGAGAAGACAGUUUGGGUUAAGUUGUCCCAGGGAACCUGCUAAUGGAAACGUGCUCUUUGUCUCUCCAGUGGAUGACUGGCUGUGAGGAGAUUCCCAGGGGAGCUAGAUCGUUCAGUUUCAGCCAUUCCAUGAGCUCUGGGGCAUCUGCCAGAGAGCAGACAAGCCUCCUGCAGGCAGAUUAGGGCCUAAAGCAGAUCAGAGGGCUUUGCACAAGACAGCACUGAGCCAUCCCUCUGCAGCAUUGGCUCAAGGCCACAUGUCAUUUAGUCCCAGCUAAGAGCAGUUGGGAAAAGCAGAUGUCUUUUUAUUUUCUAAUAUCUCCUUCCCUCGGAUAGGGGAGCUAUGACUCAGUUGCACCUGAGGAUACUGUAAUUUCACUCCCUAAUUGCUUUGCUUCCCCAAACCUGGGAAUCAAUGGAAGGGCAGGGAAUGUUCCUCUUCUGUGGCCAGAUUCUGUUCUUUGCAAUUAAAGCGAAUUUUUAAAAAUACAAGAGGCAGUUGUUGGUCCGCAGGGCUUGGCCAGUUAAGCAGCUAUGUGGCAGAUACAGAGACUAGCGGACAAUUUGAGGAUCCCACUAGAAUAAUAAAUGGCAGCUAGCAUUGGCGACCACAUAUUAUAUGCCAGGCACUGAGCUAGACAGGCUCUUUAUAUAUGGCAGCUCUUCACAAUAACUCCAUGAGUUAAGUGCUUUGUCUUCAUUCCAUAGAUGAAGAAACAGGUUCAGUGAGAAAAAACAUUCUUUCCCAAGGCAAUACAGCUAGUAAGUGGUAGAAUUUAGGAUUUAUAGUGUCACCAUAUGGGGCCAAUAUUUAUAGGGAAAAGGAAAAUCAUAAGUCUUCUUAAAAUUAAGUGACCACCUUUUCUUGCACAGACUAACUAACUCUAACUGGCAUUUUUAGGUUGGGAAACAGCUGAAUUAGUAGUCAAGUCUGACAGUCAAGUAAGUUUUAAAAACCAAACCAUGGAGUAUGGAUUCCCCCACACCAUCUGCUGUGCUAAUUAACAGUCCUGCCUCAGUCUCUUUCUUUUUUAAAAAGGACUUUGCACUUGGCCAGACAGGAGGGGAAUGCCCAUUUUCUCCCUUCCUAAGCUAGAUCCAAGUAAAAGAAGGUUCAGUUUUUCCCCAUAAAUAUUCUUGGGUCAUGAAUCUUGAUCUGGAGUUUGUUUUGUUUCAAGCACGUGUGCACCCAACAUGCUAGUCCAACAAAGUACAUUGCUCUCCAGUCUAACUAGACAGAGCCCUUUGGCCAGAACUCGGUUUCUUUGGGAUCAGAUAAAUUUCCUGACAAGGUGUAUUUGUUUUCUAGUGACAGGCAGAGGAGCAAGUCCUAGCCAUUUUUUUCCUUGAAUACUAAAUUCAAGACAGAUCAACUUGCCUCAUUGAGCCCCGAGCUUCAGUCAUUGCUUGAGCAUUUGUAACUCAAGCUUCCAGUGAACUCUGAGCCCCUCACUUGUUCUCUUCUUCUAAGAAACAAUGACCCACAACCAAUUGUAUCAUUUAAAAAAAUCUCAGAUUCUCUAGGACUAUCUCAAUUGCUUUCUCAUCAGUAAUUUUGAAGCAGAUUUCUAUUUUUCUUUUGUCCCUUUUCCCAACGACCAGUUGGAAGGAUGUAUGAAUGGAUGGAUAUAUAGAUAGAUAGAUAGACAGACAGACAGACAGACAAACAGGACCAAUACUCUGAAGCAACUUAAAAACUAUAGCCUUGACUCCUUGAGACUGUAGAUUUGGAUCCAGGAAAUAUUUAUUUAGCAUCUGCCAGAUGCCAGAAGUUUAUUAUACCAUUUAGAACUCACUGGCUCUUACCAGUAUCAGGAAUGAGAGCAGUGACAUCAUUAUAGGUCCUACAGAUAUUAAAAGGUUAAUAACAAUAUUAUGAACAACUUCAUGCUAAUAACUUCAACAACCUAAAUAGUACGGACAAAUUCCUUGAAAGAUGCAAAGUCUCAAAGCUCACUCAAGAAGAAAUAGAUGAUCUGAAUAGCCCUAUGUCUAUUAAAACUGAAUAGCUCUGGGAGAUAUAGGUAUUAUUGUCCUCAUUUUACAGAUAAGGAGACUGAGGCUCAGAGAGGUGAAGUCUGUUGCUCAAGGUCAGGUAGCUAAAAUACGGCAGAGCUAGGAUUCCAAUCCAGGUCUUCUGAUCCUUAUUCUAGUGCCCUUUCCAGCAUACCAUGUUGCCUCUAAAGAUUGCAGCUCCUUAUUUACUGGAAAAUUGUUCCUGCCCAGUCCACACCUCCCACCCCAUCCUUCCUUAAGCACUGUGUUUGUGUUUUCAUCAGGAUUAUAUUCGUUGUAUUUGGAAUCCAUGUUCUUUUUUGUGUUUGGAAAAACAAAAAUCUCUUCCACCAGCUUGCACUCAGACCAACUUGGAAAAAAAAAAAGCUUAAAUGCUGUUGCAGAUGUACAACUUAAAAAUGUGAAGUUUGUAGCUUUAACUUUUUGUAAUGAAAACUAAUAACACUGGCUUAAGUGCUGACUUGAAAUGCUAUUUUAUACAGUUUGGAUGUAAAUAAUCAGUCGAGGUCAGCAAUUUGUAUAUGUGUGAGACAUAGCUUCCUCCAUUGCCUUUUCUUUUUUUAAUUUGAAGUGCUUCCUGUGUGCUUUUGUUAGAAUUGUUGUUCUUCCUCCUUCCUACACCGUGUCACCUUUGUUUUAAAUAAACCGUCCCUUGGACCACAGA
Ceratotherium simum simum (southern white rhinoceros) is the source of this 5534-nucleotide messenger RNA. RefSeq names its product serine/threonine kinase 4 (gene STK4). Gene Ontology annotation, biological process: protein phosphorylation; signal transduction; protein tetramerization. Gene Ontology annotation, cellular component: cytoplasm. Gene Ontology annotation, molecular function: protein serine/threonine kinase activity; ATP binding. NCBI's taxonomy places the organism in Eukaryota, Metazoa, Chordata, Mammalia, Perissodactyla, Rhinocerotidae. The record is from RefSeq and is a predicted model, not a curated record.